Molecule: messenger RNA, 2359 nt
Organism: Punica granatum (pomegranate)
Lineage: Eukaryota; Viridiplantae; Streptophyta; Magnoliopsida; Myrtales; Lythraceae
Source: RefSeq, a predicted model, not a curated record
AGGAAUAAGUGAACCGUCUCAAUCCACUCCAAAUCUCUAAUACCGUCUACGGAUUGGAAGGAAUGAAGGUUGGGCGCAGUUCACUCGACUAUUAAUCAUGGGGACAAUAAAAACUUAACAUAUGUGGGCAAACUUUUUCUUUUUCCUUACGUCAAUCAUUUUUUUAUGGGGAGCAUUUUGAGACUGCUCUCAAAAUACAGGGACUAAAUUGAAAUUAACCCAUCAUAUGAAUGCCCUUGGGGCAUCUCGCAUACCCCAAUAUGGUUUACAUAAAUCUGUUACAAUGCAAUUCACGCCCUCAGAGUAACAGCUCCCGGUGAACUGCUAUAAUAAGAUUGACCCUCACUCAUAGUUUUCACCGAACUACGACUCAAUACGGUCCUCUGUGUUUGUCAUAGUUACAACUCUCCAAUCCUCACAUUCUCUGCUAUCUAUUCUCCAUUCCUCAGUGCCAAAUUCCAGUCGGAGUAGCUCCGCCGCCGCUCAAACACACACACAACACUAACUCUCAGUCUCCCCUGAGCUGUCUCCUUCUUUUGAUAUGGGAAAUUUAUUUAUAAGAUCACUCUUCCCGCCUGUUGAUAUUACAUACCCGUAAAAAAACAUGUGUGCCAGAGCUUCAUACAUGGACUCAAUGGGGCUUUUGGUGAUACUAUUUGCCCUCAUCUGCUUCAUUGUCCUUUGCCAUCUAGCAAGCAACAGCAAAGGGGCUCCGACAGACUGGCCGCUAGUUGGAAUGUUACCGACCCUUCUGAACCAAGUCUCGCGGGUCCAUGAUUGGGUCACUGAGCUCCUGCUGCACCUUGGCACCGGCAACUUCCUCUUCCGAGGCCCAUGGUUCUGUAACAUGGAUAUGUUGAUCACGGCGGACCCUGCUAACAUCCACUAUAUCAUGACCACAAACUUUGUGAACUUCCCAAAAGGGCCUGAGUUCAAAAAUAUCUUUGAUAUUUUGGGAGACGGUAUCUUCAAUGUGGACCAUGAGCUGUGGAAGGAGCAGCGGCGGGUUGCUAUGUCGUUUAUAAAUCACAAAAGUUUCCACUGUUUCUUGGUGAGGACUACUAAGGACAAGAUCCAAAAUGGUUUGAUUCCUAUACUGGAUCACGCCUCUAGGGAAGGUCUAGUGGUGGAUCUACAAGACUUGUUCGAGAGAUACACAUUCGACUCGAUUUCUAAAUUGGUCGCUGGAUUUGAUCCCGAGUGCCUUUCCCCUGAUCUACCGGACGUUCCAUUCAUUAGGGCACUGGAUGAUGCUGAGGAAGCAAUCUUCUUCCGCCAUGUCAUGCCAGGAUUACUGUGGAAGCUGCAGGGGUGGGUAGGAGUUGGAAGAGAAAAGAAGUUAAGUGAAGCUUGGAAGUGUAUUGAUCGGAUCAUCGGGAAGUACAUUGAAAUGAAGAGGGAGAAGCUAAGGAGAGGGGAGGAAUCCAGACAAGACGAAGAGGAUUCUGAUUUGUUAACGUCAUAUAUGACCAUGGAAAAGAACAAGAUGUCAGGUGCAGGCAGUCAUGAGGACAAAAUCUUGAGAGACACGAUCUUAAGCUUCAUUAUUGCAGGAAGAGACACGAAUACAUCCUCACUUACUUGGUUCUUUUGGAACCUCUCGAACCACCCACUAGUGGAAAUAAAGAUCAGAGAAGAGAUAAGGUCACUUUUAACACAAGGAGAAGAUAUAUUCGAUACUGAAGAGUUCAACAACAACAAGAAGCUGGUUUACUUGCACGGAGCAAUCUGUGAAACCCUAAGGCUAUACCCACCAAUCCCGUUGCAGCACAAAAGUCCAGCAAAACCCGACAAGUUACCUAGCGGGCAUAAUGUGCAAGCACACACAAGGAUUCUCUGGAGUCUCUAUGCAAUGGGGAGGAUGCCCUCAAUUUGGGGAAAGGACUGUGCAGAGUUCAAACCCGAGAGGUGGAUCUCAGACAAUGGUACAGUCAGACACGAACCAUCUUACAAGUUUGUUGCCUUCAAUGCGGGACCUAGGACUUGCCUUGGAAAGAACUUUACUUUCACGCAAAUGAAGUAUGUUUUGGCCACCAUAAUUUGGAACUUCCAUGUUCGAGUCGAGGAAGAUCAAGACGUGAGGCCUCGUGUUUCAGUUAUUCUUCACAUGAAGCAUGGAUUGAAGGCUCGAAUCUCCAGGAUAACCAAUUUCUAAAUAUAUAAAUGUCAAUCGUUGCUUCUCUACCACUGCAUUAGCGUGAACUGUCAAUUUUUUCUCUCUUUUUUUCUUUUUCUUUUUGAAGAAAUAAUAUGUCUAUGUAUCAUUGAAAACAACGAUGAAUGAAGAUGCUCAAUUGAGUAUAUAAAACUAGUCUCAAUUGGGAGUCAUUUUAUGUUCAUGUGUUCAUGGGAAUUAUCC